GAUGGCAGCAGGGUCGGGUGGGAGUGGGGGCUUUGGGGGGGGGCCCGGGGCAGGGACAGGAGGGGGUGGGGGGCCCGGUGGGAGUGGCCCAGGACCGGGGUCCACUGGAGGGCUCAGUAGCGGCGGAGAGCUGCACCCACGCACCGGGCGGUUGGUGAGCCUGUCGGCUUGCGGGCGUACUGCGCGGCGGCAGCAGCCGGGCCAGGAGUUUAACCAUGGGCUCGUGUUGAGCCGGGAACCCCUUCGCGAUGGACGCGUCUUUACGGUCCGCAUCGACCGCAAGGUUAACUCCUGGAGUGGCUCCAUUGAAAUUGGGGUGACAGCGUUGGACCCCAGUGUCCUGGAUUUCCCAAGCAGUGCCACGGGGCUGAAGGGAGGCUCAUGGGUAGUGUCGGGAUGCUCGGUUCUACGAGAUGGACGCUCUGUGCUGGAGGAAUACGGGCAGGACCUGGACCAGCUCGGUGAAGGGGACCGAGUGGGCGUGGAACGCACGGUGGCCGGAGAGCUUCGGCUCUGGGUGAAUGGGAGAGACUGCGGUGUGGCCGCCAUGGGCUUGCCAAGUCGAGUCUGGGCUGUGGUGGACCUUUACGGCAAGUGCACCCAGAUUACUGUGCUGCCUUCUGAGCCAGGCUUCAGCCCCCCUGCUCCCAGCCCUGUGCCUGCCCUUGAAUCCUCUGUACCCCCUGAAGAUUCUACCUUGGCUGAUCAGGGGGCCUCUGGAGAUGAAGCCUUCAUGGUGUCCCCAGCGCAGGCCCAGCAGGCCCGGCCAGAGACGUUUCCUAACAGCCUUGAGUCACAUAAUGGCUUUGCCAGUAUGGAGCUCUCCGAGGUGGUGAGCAAUGCCAUCCUGUCUGCCUACAAUGGGGGCCUCCUGAAUGUGAACCUGAGCUCCCCACCAGCAGGAGAGGCCUCAGGGUCUAGCUGCGCUGCCACCUCACCCAUCCUCACUUCCAAUGAUGCCCUGCUGUUUCAUGAGAAGUGUGGGACCCUCAUAAAGCUCAGCAACAAUAAUAAGACUGCUGAGCGCCGCCGGCCCCUAGACGAAUUCAACAAUGGGGUCGUCAUGACCAAUCGCCCCCUCCGUGACAAUGAGAUGUUUGAGAUCCGCAUCGACAAGCUUGUAGACAAGUGGUCAGGCUCCAUUGAGAUUGGUGUCACUACACACAAUCCUAACAGCUUGGAAUACCCAGCUACUAUGACCAACCUUCAGUCAGGCACCAUCAUGAUGAGCGGCUGUGGGAUCCUGACCAAUGGCAAGGGUACUCGCCGGGAGUACUGUGAAUUCAGCCUGGAUGAGCUGCAGGAGGGUGACCACAUUGGUCUCACGAGGAAGUCCAACUCUGCCCUGCACUUCUUCAUUAACGGCAUCGAUCAGGGUGUGGCCACCCCAUUGACACCCCCAGUGGUGUAUGGUGUUGUGGACUUGUACGGGAUGGCAGUGAAGGUGACCAUCGUCCACAAUAACAACCACAGUGAUCGUCUGCGCCGAAACAAUGCCAUUCUGCGGGCACUGUCCCCCGAAGGGGCCCUCCGUCGUGCGGUUCCUGCUGCCCAGGCUGAGCCCGAGCGCCUCUUGUUCCACCCCAAUUGCGGCCAGAAGGCUGCCAUCACCCAUGAGGGACGCACCGCCCUGAGGCCCCAUGCCACUGAUGACUUUAAUCAUGGCGUGGUGCUGAGCAGCCGGGCCCUGCGGGAUGGAGAGGUGUUCCAGGUACGCAUCGACAAGAUGGUGGACAAGUGGGCCGGCUCCAUCGAGAUUGGUGUCACCACUCACAACCCUGCCUACCUCCAGUUGCCUUCCACCAUGACCAACCUGCGCUCCGGGACCUGGAUGAUGACGGGGAAUGGCGUGAUGCACAAUGGGACAACUAUCCUGGAUGAAUAUGGGCACAACCUGGACCGCCUCAAGGCAGGGGACACGGUGGGUGUGGUGCGACGGGAGGACGGGACUCUCCACUUCUUUGUCAACGGAAUGACCCAGGGCCCUGCUGCCUGGAACGUGCCCCCAGGUGUCUAUGCUGUCGUUGAUCUCUAUGGUCAGGCAGCCCAGGCCACCAUCGUGGAUGACGUGGAGGUGCCUCCUGUCCCUGAGCCGCUCCCUGAGGGAAACAACCAGGCCUCUCCUAGCUCUCCAUCGUCAGGAGUGGGGGGCUCUGACCUGCGCUUCCAUCAGCUGCACGGCAGCAACGCAGUCAUCACCAACGGGGGCCGCACCGCACUCCGCCACAACUGCCGCAGCGAGUUCAAUGAUGCCAUUGUUAUUUCUAACCGAGCCCUGCGUGAUGGAGAGCUGUUUGAAAUUGUAAUUCAGAAAAUGGUGGACCGUUGGUCAGGCUCCAUUGAGGCUGGAGUGACUGCUAUUCGGCCUGAAGAUCUUGAGUUCCCCAACACCAUGACAGACAUUGACUAUGAUACGUGGAUGCUGAGCGGCACAGCUAUCAUGCAGGACGGGAACACAAUGCGGAACAACUAUGGCUGUGACCUGGAUGCCUUGGGCACGGGGGCCCGCAUUGGGAUGAUGCGGACUGCCAAGGGUGACCUCCACUACUUCAUCAAUGGCCAGGACCAGGGCGCCGCCUGCUCAGGCUUGCCUCUGGGUAAAGAGGUGUAUGCGGUGGUGGAUCUGUAUGGCCAGUGCGUCCAAGUGUCUAUCACCAAUGCCACUGGCCCCAUGGACAACAGCCUGGCGACUAGCAACACAGCCACUGAGAAGUCCUUCCCCCUGCACUCCCCAGUGGCUGGCGUGGCUCACCGCUUCCACAGUACCUGUGGCAAGAACAUCACCCUUGAGGAGGAUGGCACACGUGCCGUGCGCACGACUGGCUAUGCUCAUGGCCUCGUCUUUAGCACCAAAGAGCUCAAGGCUGAAGAAGUCUUUGAGGUGAAAGUAGAAGAGUUGGAUGAGAAGUGGGCAGGCUCCCUCCGGCUGGGGCUGACCACACUACCUCCGGGGGAGAUGGGGCCGGGGGCAGCCGGCGGCCCAGGGCUGCCUCCCUCCCUCCCAGAGCUCCGGACUAAGACUACAUGGGUGGUAUCCAGCUGUGAAGUGAGACGUGAUGGGCAGCUCCAGAGGAUGAACUAUGGCCGCAACCUUGAAAGGCUGGGGGUGGGGAGCUGUGUGGGCAUCCGCCGGGGUGCAGAUGACACAAUGCACAUCCUGGUAGAUGGAGAGGAUAUGGGUCCUGCCGCCACUGGCAUUGCCAAGAACGUCUGGGCUGUGCUGGACCUCUACGGGCCGGUGCGGAGCGUGUCUAUUGUCAGCUCCACGAGGCUGGAGGAGCCAGAAGGCACCCAGCCCCCUUCUCCCAGCUCAGACACUGGGAGCAGAAGUGAAGGCGAAGAGGAUGAGGAGGGCGAGGAGCGUGGGCGAGGUGGCCAGAAUCCAGUGCCGGUCAUGCCCACAGCUCUCGAGUUCCUAGAAAACCAUGGGAAGAACAUCCUUUUAUCCAAUAGGAAUCGUACAGCCACUCGGGUAGCCAGCUACAAUCAGGGCAUCGUGGUCAUCAACCAGCCCCUGGUGCCUCAGCUGCUGGUCCAGGUGCGGAUAGACUUCCUGAACCGACAGUGGACAUCUUCCCUUGUCCUGGGAGUCAUCACUUGUCCACCGGAGAGACUCAACUUCCCUGCUUCUGCCUGUGCCCUCAAACGGGCAGCCUGGCUACUUCGGGGCCGUGGGGUCUUCCACAAUGGUCUUAAGAUCUGUGAGAAGUUUGGACCAAAUCUGGACUCGUGUCCAGAAGGCACCAUCCUGGGACUGCGGCUAGACGACUCAGGGGGGCUGCACCUCCACAUCAAUGGAGUAGACCAGGGAGUGGCUGUAGCGGAUGUCCCUCAGCCCUGCCACGUGCUCGUGGACCUCUAUGGGCAGUGUGAACAGGUGACAGUCGUGAGCCCUGAAAUAGGGACUGCCUGUGGCAAGGGUGCUGCCACCCAAGGGGACAUGGAGAAAGCUGACAUGGUGGACGGUAUCAAGGAGAGUGUGUGUUGGGGUCCCCCCCCAGCUGCCAGCCCUCUAAAGAGCUGCGAGUACCAUGCUCUCUGUUCCCGUUUUCAAGAGUUGCUGCUGCUUCCUGAAGAUUACUUCAUGCCUCCACCCAAACGUAGCCUGUGCUACUGUGAGUCUUGCCGGAAGCUUCGAGGGGAUGAGGCCCAUAGGCGGCGAGGCGAGCCCCCACGAGAGUAUGCACUGCCCUUCGGCUGGUGCAGGUUCAACCUCAGAGUGAAUCCACGCCUGGAGGCUGGGACACUAAGCAAGAAGUGGCACAUGGCUUACCACGGGAGCAGUGUUGGGGCCAUCCGCAGGGUGCUAGACCGAGGAGAGCUGGGAGCAGGUACUGCUUCCAUCCUGAGCUGCCGGCCCCUGAAGGGUGAGCCUGGGGUGGGAUUUGAGGAGCCUGGUGAGAAUUGUGCACCUCCCCGGGAGGAGCAGCCCCCUCCAGUGCUGCUGUCUCCCUCCCUUCAAUAUGCUGGGUCUGAGACCCUAGCAUCCAAAGUGCAAUUCCGAGACCCCAAAUCCCAGAGGACGCACCAGGCCCAGGUGGCAUUCCAAGUGUGUGUGCGCCCUGGCUCCUACACUCCGGGGCCCCCCUCGGCAGCCCUCCAAGAGCCUCCAGACCUCCACUUCAGUCCUGCAGAACUGGAAUGGGUAACCAAGGAGAAGGGAGCCACUCUCCUCUACGCACUGCUGGUACGGGUGGAAUGA
Messenger RNA from Elephantulus edwardii (Cape elephant shrew), 4702 nucleotides. It is a transcript of the gene NEURL4, whose product is annotated as neuralized E3 ubiquitin protein ligase 4. The record is from RefSeq and is a predicted model, not a curated record. Bases 2 to 4702 code for a protein of 1566 amino acids. Gene Ontology annotation, molecular function: ubiquitin protein ligase activity. The transcript is spliced from 29 exons. NCBI's taxonomy places the organism in Eukaryota, Metazoa, Chordata, Mammalia, Macroscelidea, Macroscelididae.